GUGUUUUAUCUACGUCUAAAUGCAUACACUGUGUUGUCAAGACCGUAUGCGAACUGGAUGUCAGUAUACGUAGGAAUCCCCUUGAUUGUCAAUGUGAAUGUGGAUCUAAACCUGUAGAUUUUGACCAAACUCGGUAUGAUACGCCUAACGGGUGUGCCACUUUGCCCCAGGGGACUGCCGUACACACAGUAGUCGCGUAGCUACAAUAUUCACAGGCUAUCAUGGCGGGACAAAAAGACCACAAGAGUGACACCAUCAGCGUCGCUGGCGAUGAUGUUGCACCUGCAUCCCAGUCAACAGCAAACAGAAUCGCAGCCGGUUAUUUUGAGAAAUUUGAACGUGCUGAAGUACAAGAGAUGUUAGCAUAUAGUUCAUACCAAUGGUACUUAUCAGCGGACGAAUUCAAAGUGUCGAUUGAUGCGCCAAAGGGUUUAAUCGCCUCCAUGAAGCCAGUUUCUGAGAACCAUUGUGUAUUCAUGUUACCAGAGCGACCAGAUAUACAGCAACUAGAUUUUAGAGAAAUUCAUCAGAUAGUUAGAGAGUUAGUUAUCGGCAUCUAUUGCCUAAAUCAGAUUCCUUGUAUAACGCUUGACGCCAACUUUGACCAGAGUACGUCAUGUCAGUUACCGCCUGCUUAUAAUGAUACAAGAGUAGGUCAACUACUUUUAAAUGUAGACUAUAUGAUGAAAGCAUUAUGGCACGGUGCUUAUUUCCCCAAAGAAAAGCGUUCCAAGUUUUCUGAGCGUUGGCGUUCCAACUUGGAUGUCAACGCUAACGGCAAGCCUGAAACUAAGAAGACAAUACUGACAGAGUUCACUGCAGCAGGUAUGUUGGACAUCAGCAAGGACCCUGACUACCACGGCAUUUACGACAACAUGAAAUACUUUCCAAUGAGCGAACAUGAUAUGCUGGAGGACAAUAGAUUAUUCAUGCAUCACGUAGAUGAUCUUUCCAUGCAAAUGACGUUACAACAAGACUCCAUCAAACAACACCACAAUUUAUUUGUUCUGGAUCCUAGCUAUGUCAUUACAAACGUUGUUAAACUCGGUGAGGAUAAACUUGAUAGGGACGCUUACGAAAGGCUGCAGAACCGUCUCCUGGUCCACCAGGAGGAGAUAAAGAAAUACAUAGAAAGUAAAAGUGAAAUUAGAAGGAAUAUACAUUUACUGAAAUUUGUGAGUUUUAUGGUUCCGUUUCUGAUGGGCAUGAAGAAGAGAAAUAAAGUACCUGAUGUCAAUAUAUUUCUUGCACCACUUACAGCUGACGAAUGCAAAACAGAGCGAGAAUUGCCUCCUUUAAUAAAAGGCAAAGACUUCAAGUGUCAAAACUUUGAAUUCAGCCCAACUCGAUAUUUUCAUUUACACGGCGGUAUUUCGUUUGAUUGUGAACCCUCACCUAUCAAUAGUCCAUCACAAGAAAUAAUAGACACAUUUGAUGAACUGCAGUCGCAGGCUCUGAGUCAUGUGGCAAAGAUAACGGAUCCUAACGCUCCAUAUCAAGACAGUUUUCCGAUACCUGUCAGAGAGUUCAACGGACAAAGGUACUAUGUACUUGCGAUGGAAUUUGAAACUUACUAUCCCAUGACACCACAGAAACCAUGGUGGAUACACGCAUUCUAUGAACAAAUUAAGGAACUGAAACCAAAAAGACUACCGCUCACUGAGAAUCAUAUGCACGAACAAUUUAAGAAGCGAUAUGGGGUCAAGAAGGCUAUUAAAUUCAAGAAUCUGCAAGCCGGGUUGAAGAUAUGCGCUACAAGGGGACUAGUUUCUAUGCUUCAGACUCUUGUACGCAAGACACCAGGUUCUCGUCUCAGUAAACAGGAUGAAAAUGGAUUGUCGUUGAUGCAUCAUGCAGCCAUGCAAAACCGGCCACAGAUUAUAUCAUUAUUGGCAAUACAGGGACAAGAUAUUAACACAAGAAGAAAUAAUAACAUUUCUUCUACAGGUCCAACUCCAAUUCACCUCGCUGCUCGGUGCGGAUCUCUGGAUGCCGCUGUGUGCCUGAUUGGGAACAAGGCUGACAUGUAUCUAACUGACCAAGACGGUUGGGCAGCUAUACAUCAUGCGGCUUUUUUCGAUCAUGCACCAGUGGUUCGUCACUUUGUGCGUAAAUGGCAGGACCAGAUGGAAUUGGAGACGAUGAAUCAUUUGCGGCAAACUCCGCUCUUACUCGCGGCGAGUAGCGGUGCAUUAGACUGCGUCAAGACUUUGAUUCACUUGGGUGUGAUUAUAAAGAAACGUGAUAUGGAGGGAAAUAAUAUGGUUCAUUUAGCAGCUUUGAGAUUCCACACUAAUGUUUUGGAAUAUUUUAUUGAAUGGGAUCAUCCCGAUGUCCAAGUAUGGCAUACACUUGUCACUAUGAUGGCAUCAAAUGAUUUGAAGAAGAUAGACAGCUCUGUCAGAUCUUUAGAAAUAUUAUCAACAGUCAGACAAGGACACUGGAAGUCAAUCCUAGAUGCAGGUGGUAUACCUGCCCUAGUGAAUAUCCUAAAAUUGGAAAACGAGGAACUACAAUCCUUAGCUGCAUCUGUCAUAUGUAACAUAUCUGAACGACAGGAAAUCAGAAUUGCCGUUAUCAGAGGCCAAGGCUAUACCUAUCCUCAUCCAAUUACUUCGGCUCGCCAUUGGACGAUCCAAUCCAGAGCGGCAAUAAUCUUGUCGGAUUUAGCAUGUGUGAUGGAUAACCAAACCGAGAUAUCUGCACAGAAUGGGAUACCAGCGAUGAUCUAUCUUUUAGAUUCUGAGUUAGAGGAAGUCUUGGUCAAUGCAGUGAAUGCGAUCCGUGUUCUAUGUACUAAUCAUGACGGCAACCAAACUCUAAUUGCAGAAAAUGGCGGCAUUGAUCCUUUAGUGGAGUUUUUAACCAUUGAGUCACACAUCUUGCAAGCAGCGGCCGCAUCUGGUCUUGCUGCACUUUGUGCUGGUCAUCGGGAAAAUCAAGACCGAAUAGUCACCCAUGGGGCUGUUGGGCCACUGGUGCAACUUUUGAAAUGUCGUAAUGUUACCGUGCAGGUUAAAGCGGCCAGCGCAUUGGAAGCAUUGGCUGAGAACAAUCCUGAUAGUCAAGCCGCCAUUUUGAAACUCAACGCUCCUAAACCACUCAUUAAACUACUGAAGGUAUGGACGCAGGAAGUGAAAGAACAAGGUGCAUGUACUCUAUGGGCUUUAGCUGGGCAUACAACCAGACAACAGAAAAUGAUUGCUGAACGAAUCGGUAUAAACCAGUUAAUAGACAUGCUGUUGUUGCUUAAAUCUGAAAAACUACAAUAUGUAGGGGGCAUGGCGAUGAUAGCGUUGUGUAGAACUGACAUCAUUAAUCAGAACAGAAUCAAAGAAGAGAAUGGUAUAAGUCCACUUGUAAGAUUACUAAGAUCACACAAGACAUCACAGAGAGUUCUUUUAACUAUUAUUAGAAGUCUUGGCACGCUCUGUGUGGGUGUAGCACAUCGAAAUAAUAAAGUCACUCAAAUGAAGAUAGCAGAGGAGAAUGCUAUCUCAACACUGGUCAAUUUGAUGGUAACUUCAGACAAUGAAAUGGUCAAAGUGGAGGUUGCUAUCUCAUUGGCCUGUAUCAUACUGGGAAAUAAGGAAAACCAAAGGCUGCUCAUAGAAGAACCGUCAUUUACAUUUAGUUUUCUGUUAGAUCUUUUCAAAUCAAGGGAUGAGAUUGUGAGAUUGAAGGCAGGAACAGCGUUAGCAACAUUUGCAUUUAACAACACAACUCAGCAGUACGCAAUCCGAGAGGCAGGUGGUAUUAGAAUGUCAUCAUUUGAACCAUUUCUUAAUGCAGAAAAUGAAUCCUACCAAGCUAACGCUGCAUUUCAGAUCGUCGUACUAGCCAGAGUUAUCGUUGACAGAGACCAAGUAACGCUAUCAGCUGAAGGUGUGACUAGAUUGGUAAUGCUCUUACAAUCUGGAGAUGAAAAUACAAUCAUUCUGUCAGUGGGAAUACGUAGGAGACCCAAGACAUCAAUGAGUAUACAAGAAAGGAACAUCCAUAGAGAAGAAUUGAACAGAGCCCAGUCAGCGCCAGCUUUGACUCAAGCGCAGCGAGCGGUAUCAGCGCGAUCCAUACUAGCAAAACACAGCAGUAGAUAUGCACAACAGAGUAACAUGCCGUCGUUAAACAUGGAUGUGGAAGUCCUAAUGGAACAUUUGAAAUGUGACAAUGAGACCGUGCAAGCAGCGGCUGCAGUGGCAUUAGGCUAUAUCUCGUUCAAUCGUACAGCUCAUCGAUUGAUGCUGAUGGCGUGUCGAGCUGAACCUCAGUUGUAUCAAUUACUCAUGGAUAAUCUUGGCAAGGAUUCUAAAAUAUGUAUUGAUUUUACCGAGGAGUUUCGAAGACAAAAGUGUAUUGGCCUGCCAUCACAAAGCCUUGAAAUCAAUGGUGGACCACCAGUGAUACCUCCCAGACCAGAAACAUCACUUUCAAGAAUGGGAAUACGUAGGAGACCCAAGACAUCAAUGAGUAUACAAGAAAGGAACAUCCAUAGAGAAGAAUUAAACAGAGCCCAGUCAGCGCCAGCUUUGACUCAAGCGCAGCGAGCAGUAUCAGCGCGAUCCAUAUUAGCAAAACACAGCAGUAGAUAUGCACAACAGAGUAACAUGCCGUCGUUAAACAUGGAUGGUAAGAGAGUGAUUCACAGAAAACAUGCAGAGAGUAAACCACUGUGGAAUGAAAUUUAAUUGUAUCAUAGUAUUCUGUUCUUUGCAUAU
This is a messenger RNA of Saccoglossus kowalevskii, 4718 nucleotides long. Its product is annotated as ankyrin and armadillo repeat-containing protein-like. Lineage: Eukaryota; Metazoa; Hemichordata; Enteropneusta; Harrimaniidae. Gene Ontology annotation, molecular function: protein binding. The record is from RefSeq and is a predicted model, not a curated record.